Molecule: messenger RNA, 1658 nt
Organism: Phymastichus coffea
Lineage: Eukaryota; Metazoa; Arthropoda; Insecta; Hymenoptera; Eulophidae
Product: cytochrome P450 4C1-like
Exons: 12
Coding region: 26-1558 (510 amino acids)
Molecular function (GO): oxidoreductase activity, acting on paired donors, with incorporation or reduction of molecular oxygen; monooxygenase activity; iron ion binding
Source: RefSeq, a predicted model, not a curated record
CUCUCGCGUCUUCGUGCUUGCCGAAAUGAUUGUACUUUUUCUUUUGUCAAUCUUAUUGACGUUGGUUAUAUCGCAAAUUUAUUUCAACUUGAAGAAAAAUUAUGAAUUGAUCAAUAAAAUACCGGGACCCCCGGCAUUGCCGUUGAUCGGUAACCUAGCACUUUUCAAUGUUCCGAUGGAUGAAGUAUAUAAUGUUCUCCGGGAAAUUAAUAAGAAAUAUUAUCCUUUGACAAGGAUUUGGUUUGGUCCUUUUCCUACGGUCACUAUUCAUCAUCCAGAUGAUUUAGAGGUUUUACUGUCUAGUAAUACACAUAUUGAAAAGGGACCCUCUUACAAGAUUUUCAGACCAUGGUUAAAAACUGGCCUUCUUACGAGUACUGGUAGUAAGUGGCAUCAACGUCGAAGAAUUCUCACCCCUGCGUUCCACUUCAAAAUUUUACAAAAAUAUUUAGAAAUAACCAACGAGAAAGCAAUAAAAUUUAUAAAAGCUUUAAGAAAUGAAAAUAAAGAAACCGUUCAGGACCUAUUGCCAGUUUGCACGAAUUACACGUUGAACAUAAUUUGCGAAUCCGCAAUGGGAGUACCAUUUGACAAAGUUGACGAAAAUGUUCAAGAAUACAAAAGAGCUGUUUUUACCAUAGGUGACAUACUGAUGUAUAGAGCUGUAAGACCAUACAUACAGGAGUGGAUGUUGACCCCACUGAUAAAACUUGGUCGGUUACAAAAACAAACUCUUAGUAUUCUACAUGCAUUUACUGAUAAAGUUUUGCUAGAUCGCAAAGAAUAUCACGAGCGAACUGAUUAUAAAGAUUUGAGAGACUUUAGUAAUUCUGAGGCAAAUUCAGAUAAUUUAUCAAUAGGGAGUAAAAGGAAAAAGUUAGUUAUGCUGGAUCUUUUACUGAACGCGGAAAAAGAUGGCUUGAUAGAUCGCGAAGGGAUCAAAGAAGAACUGGAUACUUUUAUGUUUGCAGGUCACGACACAACAGGUAUGGCCUUAGUUUACAGUUUAAUGUUGUUAGCUGAACACGAAGAUAUCCAGGAAAAAGUAAGAAACGAAGUGAUCGGUGUUCUCAAUAAAAGUAAAGGAGAAUUAGGUAUAUCAGAAAUCCAAGAAUUCCAUUACCUAGAAAGGUGUAUCAAAGAAACACUCCGGCUGUAUCCGCCUGUGCCAGCUUUGUCCCGCCGACUGAAAGAAGAUUUAGUAAUAAGAGGAUACCUGGUCCCAGCUGGAACGGAAGUGGUCUCGCACAUGAUCGAUCUUCACAGAAAUCCCGACUAUUGGCCUGAACCAGAAAAAUAUGAUCCCGACAGGUUUCUUCCUGAGCGCGCCCUCAAACGCCACCCAUAUUCAUACAUACCGUUCAGCGCUGGCCCUCGUAAUUGCAUAGGUCAGAAAUUCGCUCUGAUGGAGUUAAAGUGCUUGUUAGCUCGUAUUUUAUACAACUUUCAGUUGAAAACUGUGACGAAAAGGACGGAUAUGAAGCUAACGCUAAAUUUAGUUGUACGACCGACGCAACCAGUAUACGUGAAAUUCGUAAGAAUCGAUAAUAAUAACUAAGUUUGCCAAUCAACUGGUGCACUACGAGAGCAUAUAGGCAAAAAGUUAUGCAACUUCUCUAUAUAAAUAACACUGUCUUUAUUCAAUUAAACUCACUAUA